Molecule: messenger RNA, 14978 nt
Organism: Drosophila yakuba
Lineage: Eukaryota; Metazoa; Arthropoda; Insecta; Diptera; Drosophilidae
Gene: sick
Product: protein sickie
Exons: 5
Coding region: 10000-14010 (1336 amino acids)
Biological process (GO): nervous system development; neurogenesis
Molecular function (GO): ATP binding; ATP hydrolysis activity; protein binding
Source: RefSeq, a predicted model, not a curated record
UUCCAGUUCCAAUCCGACUGCCAGCGAAGCAGCACGUACUGUCGCGCAUCGGGUGUAUCUGAAGACGAGAACCGGAGUAUCUGACGGGUGUUUUUUUCGAGCGGGUGUAUGGGUGUAUCUGCAGUGCGUGAUCGCUGGCGGCUGUUUGCCCAACUGAUUACCAAAGUGCUGCGCGAAGUGAAGUGAGGAUUUGUGAGAAAUACAACAGAAUUACGCGGGCCAAUAGGUUCAUUGAGCAGAGCUUCAAUGCUUAUGCUCUAUAAAUAAAUGAAAAAACGGCAAAGAAAAAUGAGAAACGUGUUUGUGACGUGCAAAACAAAAUACACCUUGAAAUGAAUGGAUACAACUUUGUGUUUCAAACCGGUCAGCAAAAGUUCUUCUACUAAAAAUUGCUGACACAGAAAGAUAACACAGAGAAGUUCACCUACAACUGCUUAAAUAAACAGGCACGGAACCAGAUAAAAAUUGAUAAGCAAAUACGCCAGUAUUGCAAUACAAAUUAACCAUGCGGAAGCUGCGGCACACACUAUAUUUUGUUCAUUGCCUGGGUAUCCCAUUCCCAGGGUAUAGCAUUUGUAUCUGAUUCCCAGGGAGAGUUGCUAUAAAGUUACUCGUCACUAGAGCCCCGCAAAUAAUUGCAAAAUCAGCAAAACACUUCAGGGGCACCGGGGAAAAUCUGCCAUACCAGCUGUCUCACUCCGACACUUUCCUCCUAUCCCUAUUUAUUUGUUUUCUUUUUCAUCCACCAAAAUAGCUACAAAUUAAACUGGCUCCAUGGAGAUUUGCAUAGGUGCAGGGAGAUGUGCAACAAUGGCAAAACGCUUAAUGGAGCAUGUCGAAAUGAGAUGGGCGAGUUGUUGAGUUCAGAUCCACACAUGCAAGUGGUGAAAAGGUUGACAGUGUCGUAGUUUCAAAGGGGAUUUAUUUUGGAAACAACUAGAAGUAUACAGCUUUCCUUUGAAUACUCAUUAGGCACUCCAUUCACCAAACGGCGUGUGUGCUCCUUCAAAUAGCUAUAAACAUAGCUUUACAUUCAGGACUUCGCGAUCGAUUUCAAAUACUCCAUUUUAGUACAACCCUACUUUAUAACUGCAACUGCUUACCGAUAUCUUUUAUGAUCUCCAGACCGGACCGUAAAUCCCCCCUAACCACGUCCAUGUCCCUUGCAAUUGAACCGAACAGUAGCCUACACACAAAUGGCACAAACAUGUCAAAAAGAAGAACCAAAAUACGGGGUUAAUAAAAGACUUUGUCUGCUGCAUUGUGGUGUUUUAUUGGGUUUUCUGUUCGUCGCAGCUGUUCAGCUAAAGUUAUUCCCACUGAAAGCGGAGUAUUAUUUUGGCCCGUAGAUUGCAUUUCAAAUCGCUGGUGGGAAAUGCUAUACGAUGUUGCCAAAUUUCAGCCAAACAAAUUCUCCUUUGUUUUUUGCUGAUUUCCCGCUAAUGACUUCGGUUCAACAUCUCACAAGCCAAACAAAAAUAAGCGAAUUAGCUCUGACUGUACUGGUUGAUGUAUGUAAGUUAUGUGGCAUCGUUUAGAAUGAUCCAGGGAAACUCCCUCCCGGAUCUCCCUCGCAUAUGGGCUCUCUGUUUCCCGGGCAGCUGUCCCAAUUUUCAAGAGGUGACACCCUCCCUCACGAUUUUCCACAUUCCACUUUUCGCGUUGCGUGUGUGCGUGAAAAGCGAUCAAUUAAAAUCGGGAAAAGGAGACAAAGGGAAUGCUACGGUUCCCAUCAUUCCAUUCAUCCCUAUAUCCUGUGAAGUAUGUGUAAGGAAUUCUUAUUGGACGGGAGUGGCAGAACGUGGACUCCCCCUCAACAAAAACGAUUUAUGAGCCUUGACUUUCAUAGUCCCAAAAGAAAGAAAUUACACAGGGUCGCAGCCCCCCAAAAUAUUUUAAUUGAGAGAAUAUGGCAAUUAAAUAUGCUGUUAUUCCAGGGAACUUUCUGCCUGCAUCCUUGAUGAAGAUUGAUUUUUGCAACGACGCCGCUGCUGCGCAUAAAUUUUCACGCGCAGCUAAUCAAAAUUAGUCAUGCCUGAAAAUCGGAGAAGGUGGAGUCCAUUAGGGGUGGGGAAAAGGAAAAUUAGUUUUUAAUUUGUAAUUUUUCGCACACCGACAGGAGUCAACUUUGAAGUUGCUUUUGAUUUCUAAAAGCCGUUUCUCUUUGAACUGCUCGGCCGCCGAGAAAGUGUGAAAAUCGUCGAAGGAAAACUGCUCAAGUUUUCCAGUUCAAUUAGCCGCCUCGGAUCGCCGCCGAUCGCACAAGUCCAUAACAAUUUCCGGCCAAACGGUCGAUGGGCAGCCUGAGAUACAUGUGUUAGCAGCAGAUAUCAGAAAAGUAUUGGGAAAGUAUCGCAAAAGUAUCCCAAGAUCGCCAGCCUUUCCCUGAAGACCUGACUUGCAUGAGCCGAUAAAAGGCAGCAAUUUUGCUCACUUUUCUUUGAUUGAAGUACUCUGGAAAUGGCAGUGUCUACUCCAAUUUUGUUUGUCGAGAGUUGAGUUGGCUUCGCCUGAAUCGAGGAAGAGGAAACGAUGUCAAAUGCCUGCAACUCUACCGACUUUGGAUGCCGCCAAACAGUCUGUCCCCAGCUGGCAGUAUAUGUCGCCCUGUCGGGUGAUUUGCAUUUCCCCGUGUUUGAUGUAAAUGCCAUGUAAAUAUUUGAUCAGCCCGGUAAACAUAUGUACACUGCACACAGGGCAAGUCCAGGUCCAGAAACACUCAAAAAAAAUAGGCUUGAAAACUGCGGGAAGAGGCACUUAAUUACGGGCGAAUUUUAUGAGCUGACUGGCCUGUGACCCGCAUCGAUAUGCCUGCUACAUCGAUAUAUGCUACUGUUCGGGCUAAUGACCCACGAAAUCCCAGAUAUCGGGACCCAGGGCGCCGUCUGGAAUACCUAAAUAGAUUCCCGUUGAGGCGCUACCUGUUCUGCCCACCAGCGGUUAGAAAGGUCGGGUGUAAAGGGUUAAGACUCGGGCGAAGUUUCUCUUUGUCUUCCUUAAUUGCCGAAAAAUAUUGUGGUUUACAGUAAAGCCAGGAGAAAUGAUAAUUAUGAAAACCCAGCAAGAAAAGAUUGUGGAGAGGAAGCAAUUUAAAGAAAAUUGUCAUGGGAAAAUCAUGUCGCAAAGACAAAGAAAAAUUUGGGAGGUAUAAUUUGAAAACGAAACAGUUCUACGGUUGAAGAGUAAUUCGAUUCAUUUGCUUACAAAUGGUAAGGCUAUUUAAUCGUUCGCUCAAUAUUAAAGAUCUACUUAGUGUGCGCUUAGUGUUGUAUCUCAUAGUUUGCCUAAAUGUAAUAUGCUGGUGAAUAUGUUCAUAUUAAAGCAAUAAGGUGAACCUUAUAAGGGAUUGGUUAACGUUGGUCCCUAACUAGCCAAGUUGAAUGUUCAGAAAAUGCAGUCCAAAGGCAGCCUAUCCGAUAGAUGGACUUUCAAAGACCCCUGGCCAAUAUAAUAAUUACGCAAGGGCAGUUCGAGUCGCUCUCGUUGUCCAAAUUACGGAGUAGCCACCAGCCAAGGUUUCCCUUCCCCGUGGUUACCCUAUCGAUGCACCUUUCGUGGACGGCGUGUGCUGGCUAAUUGAGCUGCACCUUGGGCAGCAGCUGGUUGCAGCAGGAUGCAGCCGUCCUUGUGGCUUUCUGGCACUCUAUAAAGAGGCAUUAAAGUCGCCUUUUGUCUACUUGCUGUGCUGUUAAGCGAGAGGAGUGGCACCGCUUAAGACCGAGGAAUGCGCUUCAAUCAUUAAUCAGCUGCGACUAAUGUUGUGGCAGCUGGCAGAUGAAACCCAUUCCCAUUCCCAGUCCGAUUCCCAUUCCGCUGCCAUGUACAUAUUUCUAAUUGCAGUUGACAAACACUGAACGGAACCCAUUGAGCGGGCAUCCAACUCGUCCGCCUGCUCCAGAUCCACUGUAUGAUGAUUCUCGGAAAGGCCAACUACAACUCCAACCAAAAGUACCCAGCCCUUUUCUUAUCUGGGGCUUCCAUUUAGUGCUUGAGUUUUCACAGAAGGCGCUCCCUUUGGUUCUUGAAAAUGUAAUUAUCAUUCUCCCAGAACUUGACUUGUUCUCGGCGAGGUAGAUGAGUAUGGAUCAAAUUGGUAAAUUAAAACUUUCGCCAGGGCUGGAACGUGUACUGUAUAUUUUCCUUUGGAAAAACGAUUUAAUAAAUGAGUUUACUCUGCCAACACUUUUCUCAAUGGCCGCCCAAUUUAAUUGACUAUCCGCACUUGAUUUACUGAGUCAACAUGCGAGUGGGAAAUAGAAUAAGCAGAUGGCGUAUCUGGAGACAUCCAUCAAUAUGUCCAGACCUUGUUAAUCGCAUAGAAAGCAUCUAGCAGACACCCCACUUCCACUUCACUUUCGAACAAAACUGGAUAAAUUUGCAUAUGACUCGAAACAGACUGAGAAACAGGAGUCCAUUGUGGAGUCAUAAAAUAACGAAAGAUCCGAAUAGCAGCGUCAAGAAAUCUAAUCAAUACGAUAGCCUCUUGAAAAUGGGAAUCGAGUCGGACUCUGGUAAACAAAUCACGUCAGCAGACCAUUUAUCAGUCUUGGUUUUGGUCUUGGUCUUGGCCAGUCUGGUUCGAAUGCUUAAAGCUAAUGAAAUGCAAUUGGAAAUUUAUUGGUCUUCACGGCGAUAUGGCUGCGCCUGAAUUCAAAUUUUCGGUCAGCUGUCCUGUCAGCUGGGGAUCUGGAACUGGAGUUCCACUCGAGCUGUCCGUAAUUACAACUCGGGGCAACUCUUUUCCCAGUUCGCAGCGCCGGAUGGCCAUCCACUUGACGGACAACUACAAUGGGGCUGUAGUAUCUGGAAUUAUUGUACGCUGUACAUGCACACAAAACAAUGACGACAACUGCACAUCAGUCUGUCAGUCUGUUCAGCUCCAGCUCAGUCGGUCGGUAACCAGGCUGUGUGCAUGUGGCAUGCAACAUUCGCCGCCCUUUCCCCCUUUGAUUAUGCUGAUGAGUUUUUGGUCUCUGUUAUAUCUGGCGGCCCCCAUCUUCGGCGCUAAUAAUAAUAAUGAAAAAGUUUUCCUCUCUCGCAUUUUCGGGCCUUGCACUUCUUUUUUUUUCGGGUAAUGUACUGGUUUGGGUUAGGGGGUCGACUUUGUUUAUGCCACUUCAACAUGAAGCCCAAUGGGCAUUAUUGUAGAUGCAGAUUACUAAAAGGUGCUCCUCCAUUGUAACAUUUUACUCAGUUGAAAGAUGAAGCUGGAAAGUGGAAAUGGUCACUGGGUUUCGACGUAAUAGUACUGGAUAAAUGUCUACAAACUUCUACGGAAAACCAGUAAAAUGGGCUUCAAUGGGCUAACUGCACUGCUCUUAUCAAUAUUAUUUUAUCUGCAGUAGACAAAUAUUUUUAAUAGCUAGUAAUAAAGAAAGCGGAGAUAAGCCUGCAGAUAUUAGCUCUUAUAGCUAGCAACUUUGCAGCUCUCUGAAAUAGGAUUAUCUUUAAACAGCUUUAAACUGCGUGCAAAUUUUAGAUUGCUGUCUUCUUAUCUCAUUAAGCGAGUAUUAACUUGCUGCAUCAUUAGCUUACAUCUUGUCAUUCGAAAUAGACGGCGUGCUUCCGUAGCACUCAGACCGAAUCUUCGAUUGAAAAAAUUCUGGCUUUUUAUUCAUUGAAUUGACCUUCGUUAUGCAAUGGCUGGCGAUUUCCACCCCCAUUGAAAAGCAGACUCAGAUGCCGCUGCAGCAUCUCGCACUGCGAGAGUCAAGUGACUCUUAAUGAAAUGCAUUAAGUCUAUAUAUAAAGCACUCUGACGCAAAAACUCAUUUCCCCAUUCGAGCAAUCCUCUCGAGUUACACGGCUAAUGUUGUUAUAUAGUCUACGAUAUUGCACAUCUCCCAGCGUUUGCCAGUAGAUGAGGAAAAAGAAACUUAAAUUAGCCUCAAUUGUUUAUAAUUUCCACAAAAGUGCUUAUGCGGCUGUCAAGUGCGUCGAGUGAGGAAGUGGAGAACGGCCGCAGAUCGUCUUUCCUCCUUUUCGGGCUUGGAUCGGUCUUCUGGCCGAUUAAGAAACUCUAGGCUGGCGAACCGGUUUCGCACUUUAUAAGUCCACCCGCUAAAAAUCCCCAGCUGGCCCAGACUGCACAGAGGAAAAACUCAUAAACGUACUCAGAUUUUCUAUAUUCAAAUAAAUGUAUUCAUGAAUAGUGGGUGUAACAGUAUUUGUAUACAACUUAAUUACAGAGAGGAGAUUAAUUCCGAAAAAAACAAUGACUUCAUUAAUAGUUUUUACAUGGCUGCAAUGCACUCUAAACAUCAUAUGUUCCACUGUUUUCUUUCAGUGUCCAAAGUUCGGCUCAUAACGGCGGCUUAGCCCCUUCUUUUAUUUUCUGACCCUCUCGCACAGCAGGUUUCGUGCCUAAUUAAUGCAGGCCGAUAAACUUCAGGGUAAAGUUUUAAGAAAAAUGUGUGUAUAGAAACUUUUAGUUUUGUAGAUUGCUGGCGCUCCCUUUUCAAGACCUUUUUAUUUUUUGCAUAAAUAUAUUAAUUGUAUAAUUUUACGAUCGCAGAGAUAAAGAGUCGAUGAUAAGCCGGUUUUUCGGUGGAAAUAAUUUUGACGACUUAGGCGCCGCCGUUGUCAACACAAAAUGUUUUUGUAGCGCUAAUUUUCAUAAAUUUGAAAUAGGAGCCAUAAAACACUAUAAAGGCGGGCAUAAAAUUGUUGUUUCCAAUUGUUCAUUUUUUUUAUAGUUUAUUUGCGUCACGUUUUGUUACUUGAACACACCUUGAAUGAUCUAAUGGCAGAGCUUCUUGAUCAGCUGAAUGGAGGCAAAUAAAGCCCCAAUUAUUGAAUGGCUCUCAAGUGCAUUGAUGUUUAGCCAAAAAUGAUUUCAAGCACACACCUCCACCUGUCAAAACUGCCGGCCCAACAGUUCUGAGCUACUUAACUAUGCAGUUGACAGCUCAAGUCGGCUUUGCGUUUUUGCGCACUUCACACACUCGAUGUUGUUUUUUCAACCAGUUUCGAAAUUGAGCACUCACAAUAUUUUGGAUAUUUGCGCCUGACACAAUUAGCCAACGAGUUUUGUGCCAGCAAAUGGCGUUGUGAUCAAUGGAACUCCCAAUGUCAGCAUCACCAGUAAAAAUAGUUUUUUAAGCGACCCCCCGUUUCUCUGUUGAGAACAUGUGUUGAGCAGGUCUCAUCCAUUCGCAGGAAGUUCGCGCUUUAAUCAUCAGCAGUUUUAUAUACGAGUAUGCUUGAUUCCAUCGCCUAAGCACAUUAAUCAAAUUACCCCCUCGAUCUCAGCGUUCUCAGUCAGUUGCUUAUAUUUAAGCGCUGUUUCUGUUAUACGAGUAUAAAUUUUUACGGAGUCCCAGGCAAUUUCCUUUUGAGAUUUCGGCUGGCUGAUAAGACAGCCCGGCAGCCUCGUUGUCUAGACUUGGGCCCUUUUAUUUUUCAGCUGCCUGCCCACAGGAAAAAGCACAGAAAUCUAGACAGACUGCGACAGACACUCGCGAUAAAGCCGCUGAAAAACGCCCCAGCCGCGUUUUGCAUUUUGGCGAAAGUUGUCAAUGCUGUCAAAGGUGCGUUAGCGAUAAACUAAAAAUGGAGGAAUAACAAACGCCUUCGCAAAGGAAACCAGUUGGGUUUGAACCCUUGCCAUUUAGCCUGCCUCAAAAGUUCAAUUUUUACUAUUUUACUAUUUUAGCAUAACAAUAGAUACCAAAUGAACCAUUAAAUGCCAAUGCAAGCUGCAAUUGCAUAAAUUUCAAUAGACAAAGACAAUCGGCGGGCAAAAAUGCCAACAAUUAGACGCCCACAUGACCCAGAAAAGUCAAAUUUUGAAGGAGAAAAAAUUCAAGCGCAUUCCCGAUGCCCUGUGGGUGCUUAGGCUAUUGAAUUUUGACAAAAUUUGAUUUAUUUUCGCUGUGCUCGAAUUAAUUUGCACGAUUCGUGACGUGAUUGGGUUGAUUGAAUUUUUUCCCCCGCCCAGUGCUUCACAAACUGGGGCUAGUCCUGCUCAAACUUUUGCCGCAGGGUGACUCACUUUAGACCUUUUCACUUCUCUUUUACUUGGGCUUUGCAUAGGCCAUAAAUAUUACACUUUGUCGCAAAGUCCCUGCAACAAUAUGUCUGGGUGUGUAUAGCGAAUUCUAUGGUGAUUCACACUGUAAUCGUCUACUGGAUCUUCAUUGAAAGGUUUGAUUGAUUGCAUUGAUAGAUUCAAGGAACAGAAAGAAAGAGUUCCUAUUGUAUGGAACUUCUCUUGAAAAUUUAUGGAUAAUUUUGUUGAUGAUCCCAAUCAAAAUGUCUCCUUCAAGCUCUACUGCAGUUUGACUACAUUUUUGCCAGUAAGCUGUUACAGAAAUCGCAAUACUCGACCACCGCUUUAGCUUAGAUUCCUGUUCAUAGUGUUACUUUAACCGCUGGUGAGCGUUAAUUUUUAGUUAAUUUCUUCAUUCACAUUGAGCAAUUUCGAAAUGAUGUACAUUCCGUCGCAUCGCCACUCCACUCUAAGCCCGCAAUUAAAGUCGCUCUUUAUUAGAAGCUUCGAGCCCCGACCCCCGAGAAGUCCGACAACCGAGUGUAGCACACCAUGAACUGCAAUCAAAACAAUUACAGCCAAUUCACGCAGCGCUAAAAACAACAGCAACUGUCCAGAGCAGUCACAAUUGCCACUUCUCACUCCUCGAGCACUUCCCAGUCCACUCCCAACUGCAGAAACCUACCAUGAAAAAAAUAGAAAAAAGAGAAAAUCAACAGCAAUAAAGCAGAAACAUUGAAACGUCGUUCGCAGUAUGUUGAUGACAUUAGAAAAUGGUUGUUUAUUGCAUUUCCUUGUUAUUGUUGCCGCUGUCAGCUAACCAGACGCCUGGCAAAAUGGCAAAAGUCCGGCAGACAUCGAACUGUGGUGUUCCAUGUAGCCCCAGCCCCACAAGGAACCAGAACUCCUUCGUGGCUCCCAAGUGUCAUCGAACCGUGCCGAACUGAACCUAACCGACAAACCAAUUGACAGGCAGACUCAGCCAUAGGAAUAGGUUUUGGAAUGGGCAUGGGAAUGGAUAAGGGAGGGGGUAUGUGGCAACUCCAGCGGAUCUCGGGAUGCCACAUGCUUAUAGAUAUGUUUAAGUGCCGUUUGUGUCAGUCGAAAGUGUCGCGCAGAUGAUAAAACCCAUAAAACUAUACUCUCGGCAAAAAGGAAAGAGAUAUAGUUUUAGGGGGAAAUAUACAUUAAAUGUUUUUCGUUCUAUUUCCUAACUAUUAGGUAUGCUGACUGACACGUCCUUUAAGCUUUUGGCUGAAGGUUAAAAGUAUUUACUCAAGUGAAUUUCUAGAUAGAUUAAUACUGAGUAAUGUUUUAAUGAGAUACAUGUUGGGUCUAUUAUUUGUUUUUUUGUUCACCUUCGACUUCACCACUUCUCAUUUCCUUUGAUUCCACAUCCCUUUGCUUUCAACACCCACUCUAAUUUCCUCUACCCACUCGAGUUAUAUUUCGGUACGAACCUUCAAGAAGCCAUCUUAUCCAUUAGACUGCCCCCCAAAGUGCUGCUCCACUAAGUGACUCUAAGGUGCGAUAGUUUCGCUUUUAUUCCACUUUUCUAUAGAGGAUGUCCGUCAAAAUCCGGCACAACGUGCGUCAUGUGGAAUAGAUGCUAAUUAGGCGCUAAUGAGACAACUUGGCCAUAGAAACGAACCAAAUUUGAGGGACAGGCACGAGUGCGGUUUUGGAGCGGAGAAAGAUGGGGAGUUACUAGAGUUUGGGGCGUGUCAGGCCGAGUUCGUUGGACCAGCGGCAUCAAUUUAUGAAUCCCGGGCUCAAUUAAAAAUGAUUGAUGCAGUCUUAUCUCUUAAGUCCCAGUGGGGGACCCUAGCAAUGAACAAUCGAGUGCGCGAGUGGGGCAAACUUUAUAUUUCUUUGCUUAUAAAUGAUAAACCUCAAUUUGAAUGCCGCAGCAAUUAAUCAAUGUUUAAAGUGAACAAAAACAGAGACGGUACAGCAUGAAAAUCCUAUAAGCAAAAGUCAUAAAACUACACAAAAAUAACAUCAGAAAAAUGUCGGCAGUCAGUGCGAGUAAUAGGCCGCCUCCAUCGCCGAUAUCGGCGCCUAUAUACGAUGGCUAUGCUACGAUACGAGCCCGCGGAUUGACCCGAUCCCGAUCGAUAAGGGCGGAAUCGGAGAAUGGGGCUCAACUCCCGCCGGUCUUGCAGAAACCACGAAGGCAGAGGACCAUUUCCCUGAGGAGUAACUACAGUUUGCCCGGCGGUCAGUCCGAGGAGAUCUACGCCAGGGCGAAACCAGUUAGAACGCCGACCAUCGGGGAUCUGGAACCGAUAUACACCAAUCCCUCGGCCUUUCGCCCUCUCUCGGAUGCUUCGAGUUCCUCGGGAGGAGGCAGCAUGCCCUGUGAUUACCAGAAUGUGAAAAAGAACUCCCGGUUCUCAUUGGAUUCCCUGCAGAGUAGUGCCACUCCAAAGACGCCCGAUUAUAAUACUGCCGGUGAAGAGGAGCCCAUCUUCCUGUACACGGCACCGGAGAGUCCAAAACGGAGACUAGAUAGUGGAAUCCGUAGCUCCUAUGAGAGUUCAGAUCGCGGAUGUUACUCGCCCUCACCUAGGAUGAGUUUCGACAUGCAGGAGAGGGACUGCCCGCGUCUAAGACCACCGACCUUGCGCCACAACUCGGUGGGUUCAACGGGCAAUAGGCGUCCCAUAACCUUGUCCCUGAACGAGACACCAAGAUCGCCCACAGGACUACCACCUCCGGCGCCAGUUCGUCGGGAAAGCCUCUAUGCCAAGCCAAAGAUUUAUGCCACGCCCAUGCGACCGCCGACCAGUCCUCGCCUUAAUCUGUACGAGCUUCCAAUAGUAACACAAAGAAGCAACAGUGCCGAGCUGCUGGAGAGGUCCUGCACCAGCCAGAGUCUUGCCACCAUCGACCAGGAUGAGCUGCUGGUAAUCCCCAGUGCCAUGCCCAUGCUGCCCAACGCAGUGGAUAGGCGAUACCACACCCUGGGUCACAUGCGGGUCAAGAGCAUGGGCGCUGGACUGCAUCGCAGCCUGGAUGUGCCCACUGGCUCCAUGCUGGACGUGGCCAGCGGCGGCCACUGGCGUUACAGGGCAGGCAAUCAGUCUGCCGGUAACAUUUACGCCUCCGCUGAGGCCGCCGUCAGUGAUUUGAACCGGAUGGCACCGGAGUACAUGGAUCCACUGGACUUCAAGAUAGGAUGCCAAACCACGCUGCGGAGUAAGCCCUUGAUCCCCUGGUACGAACUGGCAAUUCGCAGGGACUUCAAGCGGCAGUCCUGCCCGCCGAUUAGUGGAUCAGGGGUCGGUGGAUCCUUGACCUUGGCGACUUCGCCUCAGGAGGAUCUUGAACAGGCCCAUGUGGUCACCGCCUUCGAGCAGUCGCUGUCCAACAUGACCAACCGACUGCAUCAAUUGACGGCGACGGCGGAGCGAAAAGACGGCGAGCUGACGGACAUGCGGCAGACCAUCGAGUUGCUGAGGAAGCAGUCCAUCCAGGCGGGACUGACCACGGCGCACAUGCAGAGCAUGGGUGUCCAGACCCAGGGUCAAGGUCAGCUUCAGGCCCUGGGUCAGCCGGCCUCAGACCAGAAGCCACCGACCUCGGGCUCUCAACGCGCCAUUAAUGCCAACAAUGGCUCCAUGCCCCUGGGAAUGCAGCGACAGCACAGCACCGACUCCAUGUGCUCCCUAAACUCCAUCAGUUCCGGGUGCUCGGCGGCCCAAGACAAGAACAAGGCCAACAAGAAGAAGGGCUGGCUGCGGAGCAGCUUCACCAAGGCCUUCUCCCGCAAUGCCAAGAUCUCCAAGACUAGUCGUCAUGUGGGGCACCAUCAUCAUCACAACCACUCUCAGCAAGAGUUGGCUGCUGGGAAGAUUCCCCUGCACAAUGGUCACGGUGAACCCUUGGGACUGGCCUCGUUGGCCACCCAACCUGCUCCUCCUCUGCCGAAUAGCAAGCAGAGCAGUCCCGCCAAGACCGUCACCCUCAUCGACAAUGCCAAACCCAUCGAUGCCAUUGAGCAGGAGGAUCAGCAUGUGGUCGAGGACCUCAAGAAGCAGCUGCGCGAAAAGGAUCUCGUCCUGACUGAUAUUCGACUGGAGGCCUUGAGCUCGGCCUCCCAGCUGGAGAGCCUUAAGGAGAUGAUGAACAAGAUGCGGGCCGAGAUGAUGUCCCUGAAGCACAACAAUGAGCGGCUCCAGAAACUGGUAACCACGCGCUCCUUGGCUGGUUCGGAGGCCAGCUUGGGCCAGGCCAUUAGUCCCAAUGGAUCUGUGGCUGGAAGCUCCGAGGUGUCAAGACGCUAUUCCCUCGCCGAUAGUAACAAUCGCCCACCCAUGGAACUACCGGCUCGACUCACUGAAGAACUUGAACUGGAGGAAGAGUGUCUGCCACCUGCCCCGGCUCCCGAACAACCAUCACCACCGGCUCCAAAUGGCGUCAGUGUGGCUCCCCUCAGUCCCAGUACGCACGUAGACCUAACACCACCUCCUCCUGCCUUGGAGGCGGCUCCUAUGGCCAGUCCUGUGCACAUGGCCAAUGCCACGGAGGAGUUGGCCGAUGUGUGCGAUGGCAAGAAGAUAGCCAUUGCCUGUUAUCUGGGCCAGCCAGAGGCGUUUUCCAAGUACUGUGAGGAGCUGCAGGAACUCGAUGGCUUCUAUGCCAAUGGCCUCGAUGCGGAUACCCAAUCCCAAAGCGAGAGGAAGUCCAACUAUGCCAGCGCCAGCUGCAACGAGUUCGUCAUAGCCUGCACCUACAUCUCCGGAAAGACAACGUGGCAGAAUCUGGACUACGUGGUGCGCAAGACCUUCAAGGACUACGUGGCGCGCAUUGAUCCCGGCACCAAUCUGGGUCUCAAUACGGACUCCAUCACCUCGUACCAUUUGGGCGAGGCAAAGAGGGGUCCCGAGAUGGGAUUCCCGGAACUGCUGCCCUGUGGUUACAUAGUGGGCAGUGUGCGAACCCUAUAUAUUUGCCUGCAGGGGGUGGGAAGCUUGGCCUUCGACAGCCUCAUCCCCCGCAGCAUUGUCCACCGAUACAUCAGCCUGCUCACGGAGCACCGUCGGCUCAUCCUGUGCGGACCCAGCGGCACUGGAAAGUCCUACCUGGCCCGUCGACUAGCCGAGUUCCUUGUGGCCCGCUCCGCCAGGGGCAACCCUUCGGAGGCCAUUGCCACGUUCAAUGUUGACCACAAAUCCUCGAAGGAUCUGCGUCAGUAUCUGGGCCACAUUGCCGAACAGGCUGCCAUUGCCAAUGGAGUCUCCGAACUUCCCUGUGUGAUUAUCUUGGACAACCUGCACCACGCCUCCGCCUUGGGCGAUGUCUUCUCCUGUCUCCUGAGCGCCGGGCCUGCCAACAAGCUGCCCUGCAUCAUUGGCACCAUGUCGCAAGCCACUUGCAACACCACCAACCUGCAGCUGCACCACAAUUUCCGAUGGGUUCUCACGGCCAAUCACAUGGAGCCCGUGAAAGGCUUCCUGGGUCGCUUCCUGAGGCGCCGACUCUUCCAACUGGAACUGCAGACGCAACAUCCUCAACCGGAGUUGGCGGCAGUUCUGGCCUGGUUGCCCUCCGUUUGGCAGCACAUCAACCGAUUCCUGGAGGUGCACAGCUCCAGUGACGUGACCAUCGGACCGAGGCUAUUCCUCGCCUGCCCGAUGGAUCUGAAGGACUCGCAGGUGUGGUUCACUGACAUUUGGAACUACCACCUGUCGCCAUAUUUAGUGGAGGCGGUGCGCGAGGGAGUUCAGCUCUAUGGACGACGAGGAGGUGCCUGGAACGACCCCUCCGCCUUUAUUAGGAACUCCUACCCGUGGCCCUACGGUCCGGACUCAGUGCCUCCAUUGCGACAAAUCAAUGCCGAGGAUGUGGGACUCGAAGGCGUGGCUCUAACCAACGGAGACCAACAGGAUCCCUUGCUCAACAUGCUGAUGCGCCUACAGGAGGCGGCCAACUACUCGGAAGCUCAGGACCAGGAAUCCGAUUGCGCCAGCUUGGACUCGAAUGUCACACCCGAAAGUUCCGCUGGAGCAGAGUGAACAGCUUUAUAAGCCAACCACUUCGUACAUGCCAAAUUUAGAUGGACUAACUAAAGGAAACAUACCAGCUGAGGGUCUGCUGCACCCAAGAUAACCUUCUCCCCGCACAAAUGAGACUUCUUGCUCUACUUUCGCAGCGAGGUUCAAAAGCAGUUCCAAGAGUUUUCCAUUUGCACCAAGUCAGCGACUUCUCCACCCAUCGUAUCUAACCACUCCCUGCCAUCUAGAGUAAAUUGCACUUUUUAGCGCACUUGUUAAAAAUGCAAAUUGUCCAAGCAACUAAAGAAACCUGAUAGCGAAGCACUACCAUCCCAAAAUGCUAGGACCCCGGCUGUGUUUCCGAAAUACCCAACUCUUGAGAAAUGAAACCUUGAGUGACAUGAAAUGUUAAGGAGAUAAGACAAGUGAAUUCAUUUUUGUACAUAUAAAACCAACUAAAAACCCAAUCCCCUAUGCUUAAGUGUGAACAUGACCGGUGGUCUAGACUUUUUAUACCCUUUAUCCCAGCCCAGAACCGGCGGAUCAUAUAAAUUAAAUUGCAACUAAUACCUAACUCUAUUGUAAAUGUAGCUUUAAGUUUUUGCUACUACCAAUUUACAAGAUGUAUAGUUGAAGGAAAAAGCUUUCACUUUAGUUUAAUUAUUUGCGUAAUUAUCAUUAAAUAUUGUUACAAACAUAUUGCAUAUUUAUAAAGCCCAAUAAAGCAAAAUACCAUUUAAAUAUUUAUUAUGCCAAGCCGCGCUUAAACACAGGAAUACGCGAGAGUGAAUACGUAAUGCCCCAUCCUCGAUAAAAUAGCAAAAUUUCCGAACCCAGAUCCCUAUCGAAAGAUAAGCUCAUAUAAUACCAACUCAAGCAGCAAAACUAUAUGAUACGAUAAAGCAAAUUAUGUGUCUCUGUCUAAUUUAAAUGUGUGCAUUUAUGAGAUAUGACAUCAAAUCAAAAUAAAAUAUAAUAUCAAACAUUAA